AUGCACUCCAGUAGUGCUUUGAGAUGUCUACGAAAGCGGACUGUUGGCGAUGUCCUCUUCUGGCAGACAAUUCGCAGGCAAAGCGGGUUUUCAACAACAAAACCUCUGGUUGAAAAGUUCACGCUGCCUUUCGUAGAGACGAGUGACAAACAAGACAAGACAGAAAGUGCCAUUAGCACAGAACCCCCAUUGGAAUUAGCAGAAAAGAGGAAUAGACCUAAUAGGGGGAUUCGCUCAGUCAAGAACUCUUUGCCGCCUUCGUUACAAUAUGUUCGAGACACAAUGGACAAAUACAAGGAUUAUGUGGUGCUAACACAGAUGGGCUCUUUUUAUGAGCUGUAUUUCGAGCACGCGGAGAUGUAUGCUCCAAAAUUGAAUCUGACGCUCACUAGCCGUGACUAUGUUCAUGGCAAAGUUGCAUUUGCAGGGUUUCCUGUUCAUCAGAUUCAGCGUCACUUGAAAGUUUUGGUCAAAGAGCAUGGGUUCAGCGUGGCAGUUGCUGAUCAAUUCAAAAGAGAAGCAUCUUUCACAAAUGAGACCAAUCGGUUUCUGCGAAGAGUGACCAGAAUCGUCACUCCAGGAACUUUCAUAGACGAAGCCUUUGAGAAUUUCCAAGAGAACACCUUUUUGCUUAGUUUAGACUUUCCAGAAGGUUGCAUGCAAAAAGUGGCUGACAUUGGCAUAAAAGUUGGUCUUUGCUGGUGCGACAUAUCAACUGGUGAGGUAUUUGUUUUGCAAGUGCUUUUGAAAGAUGUUGUUUCGGCAAUUGCACGGAUCGCGCCUAGAGAAAUCCUUUUGGAUGAAGAGCUAGUGAGUUUUGGUGUAGAAAAUGGUACAUGGUACCCAGAAUUUGUGGAGCUGAAGAAAUACUUUGUGACGUACCAACGUCUUCCGUCGGGCCAUCGGGAGAUUCGUUCAUUUUAUCCACUAUUCAACAGUGGGGGAGAGGAAGGCCACGAUUUGGCUGUGCUGGACAUGACAUUACGAGAUUUUACUCAAAAGGAAGUAGCGGCUUUGAGAAACACGCUCCUGUAUAUCGAAGAGCAUUUACCCAAUACCACUGUAAAUUUACAGGUCCCUCAAAGACAGCUUACCAGUUUCAUUAUGCAAAUUGACUCACGAACUAGUUCAGCGUUGGAGCUCAGCACUACUCUACGAACAAAUACCAAGAAAGGUUCUCUACUCUCGGUGAUCCGUCGAACUGUAACGCCUUCAGGCAGUCGACUAUUAGCGCAAUGGCUUUCAGCUCCAUCGCUCAAUCUACCCGAAAUCCAUCAGCGACAGAAGUUAGUGGGCCUUUUUCAAGAGAAUUUCGAUAAAACGGAGGUUCUUAUACGGCUAUUGAAACAGACUUACGAUAUGCCGCGCAUUAUACAAAAGUUUUCAUUCGGUAAAGGUGAUGCCGCUGAGCUGUUGCAACUAUCGCACUCGCUACAAAGAGGAAAAAUCAUUGGCGAUUAUAUGAAAAGAGAGUUUAGUGGCAAGAGAAAAGUUUCGAAAAAACUGCUCGCCUCUCUUGUUCGUCCAUUAACGUACGAUAAAGAAUUGAUCGACAGAGUUUUAAACUCCCUUGAUGAAGAACAAUUGAUCAUUUUUGAAAAGGCUCAGGCUGCGGAAGCAACGGAGAGCUUGGAAUCCCCAGAGAAAUCCUCUUUUCAAUAUGGCGAGUCGCUACCUUGGGUGGUGAAACCUGAUUCCAGUAGCAAGCUUCAAGAUUUGCAUCGGUUGCACGCAGACCUUUUGAAAGAUCAAGAAUGCUUACAACAAGAACUCAGGUCAUUUUUCGUUGGCGGCAUUCAAGCUAGAACGGUACAUUUGAAAAUCAAGCAAACGAGCGAGUACGCCAUUCACAUUUCAGCAACUACAAUCAACAUGAAGGAAAUCUCAAAAAUUGUUCGGGACGGACUUCAAUUUCGCGGGAAUGCGUUUCGAAUCUUACAAAAAUCCUCACAAAGCAUAUGGUUAAGUCAUAGGUCUUGGGUAGAUCUCGGACAGGAGCUUCAGUAUGCGGCAGUCAGGAUAAGAAAGGAAGAGGAUGCAUUGAUUUCCGAACUUAAGAAUGAAUUCGUCUCGAGAAGUUCCUCGAUCAGAGGUGCGGCUCAAAUAUUAGACUAUUUGGAUGUUUUGACAUCUUUUUCACAGCUCGCCUUGGAGAAAAAUCUGGUAUGUCCAAUUGUAGAUUCGUCCAGCGAUCUCAACAUCAAGGGCGGUCGCCAUAUCAUGGUGGAAGAUGCGCUAAGCGCGAAAACGCUGGAUAAAUUCACGCCCAAUAGCACUUCCUUGUGUGCUGGAAAACUUUGGGUUAUUACAGGGCCAAAUAUGGGCGGUAAGUCAACCUACUUGAGACAAAACGCAAUAAUAGCCAUUUUGGCCCAGAUUGGUUGUUACGUUCCCUGCGAGUCUGCAACAGUAGGCAUAGUAGACAAGAUAUUCAGUCGGGUUGGUUCAGCUGACGACUUAUACAACGAAAUGAGCACUUUCAUGGUAGAGAUGAUAGAAACUGGUUAUAUCUUGAAAGGAGCAACUCCUAGAUCAUUGGCUAUUUUGGAUGAGAUAGGAAGGGGCACGAGUGGUAAGGAAGGUGUCAGCAUUGCAUAUGCUACAUUGAAGCAUUUAAUUGAACAGAAUGGUUGCAGGUCACUUUUCGCAACACAUUUUGGUAAAGAGUUACAGAGACUUAUCGACAUUAAAUGCGAACCAGCUAUUCGGGAAAGAGUCAGCUACUACCAAAGUACUGUACAUGAUCGUGAGGGCGGUAAAUUUCUAUAUGAUCACCAACUCACGCCAGGUGUCUGUGAGAAAUCAGACGCGAUCAAAGUGGCCCUCAAGGCAGGCUUUCCAAAAGGUGCUCUAAAUGAUGCUGAGGAGGUUUUAUUGAGUUACGGAUAA
Lachancea meyersii CBS 8951 is the source of this 2889-nucleotide messenger RNA. The record is from the annotation of a GenBank genome assembly. NCBI's taxonomy places the organism in Eukaryota, Fungi, Ascomycota, Saccharomycetes, Saccharomycetales, Saccharomycetaceae.